AUGGUUCUUGUGAAGCCUCUUUCUACUCCUAUGGCGGCUUCAACCACUCUUAGUUGUUUUGAAGGAUCAACCAUUAUGGACACAACUUUGUACCGCAGCACCGUCGGCUCUCUUCAAUAUUUAUCUCUAAUCCGUCCCGAUGUUUCAUUUGUGGUCAACAAAGUCUCCCAAUUUAUGCAAGACCCCCGGAACACUCAUUGGUCUGCAGUGAAGUGUAUCAUGUGCUAUUUGAAGUCUACCAUUUCUCAUACUUUCUGCAUUCACAGAAACUCCUCCAAGCAACUCACUGCCUUCUCAGAUUCAGAUUGGGCCAGCUGUCCAGAUGACAAACGCUCCAUGUCAGGCUAUUGUGUUCUUGGUAAAAAUAUUCUCUCACGGAGCUCCAAGAAACAACCAACGUUAUCGCGCUCUAGUACUGAAGCCGAGUACAAAGCCAUUGCAAAUGCAUCAGCUGAGUUAGUUUGGAUUCAAACUCUACUAGGUGAACUUGGGCAAGAACAGUUGACAAACAUCCUUGCAAAGCCUUUGACUUCUGCACGCUUCAUUCUACUCAAAUCCAACCUCAACAUUCAGUUACCCACAUCGAGUUUACCCACGUCGAGUUUGAGGGGGCGUAUUGGAUCAAACGACUUAUCUACUAGUGAUCAAGCUAAAGUGAUAGAGUUAGAUUAA
Alnus glutinosa is the source of this 672-nucleotide messenger RNA. RefSeq lists its product as uncharacterized. Bases 1 to 672 code for a protein of 223 amino acids. The transcript has 2 exons. The record is from RefSeq and is a predicted model, not a curated record. Lineage: Eukaryota; Viridiplantae; Streptophyta; Magnoliopsida; Fagales; Betulaceae.